CGCUAAAAAAAAAAACAAACUUAUUUAUUGCAUACUUGUGGAUAUUUAUCAUUAACAAGAAGUUAAUUGAUAAAUGUGUCGUUUAUCAGUUGGUGAUCAAAAGUAAUUAAAUGAGUGGAACGUGAAAAAACAUCAAAGAACACAGCUACACGCACUCACACAAACAAACAUACAAUGUGAAAAGUGCGUAAAAUGUGCGCGAGACGAAGAUAAUUGCCAAGAGAGAAUUAACAGUUAUAAUUAUAAAACAGAGCAAACAAUUUGCCAAGUGGCUGGAUAAAUAACAAAAACGCCGAACCAGCCGAAGAGGAAUUCAAAACAUAAAUAGCAAAAACAAUAAAAACAACGCAGAUAAGAACAAAGAAACGUCGCGACGCAGCAGAACUUCUUUUUUUUUGCAGCGCUGCGCGAAGGUAAGCAGCGCAGCAGCAGAAGCAGCCGAUAAAAAUGGCGUUCAAGUGCAGCAGUGCCAUGAGCUGCACCGUUAUUCUGGCGGCCAUUGUUAUGCUGAGACUGCGCAUCUGUUUGGCGCUCGAUGUUUAUUUUCCCACCACGUCCGUGAAAUUCAAGCUGCCCCUCAACGAGGAGUCGGAGAGCAUAUUCUCCAAGAUACCCCUGGCGCAGUUUCAAGUGCUGCGCCUGGACAACAAUCAGCCGGCGACGGAGUACAUCUACAAUCUGGAGGAGAACCCGUUGCUGCGCAUCAAUGCCAGCUCCGGAGAGGUUUACAUGCGCAGCGACUACCAAACGGUCAAUGCGAGUGCGAAAUAUGUGCUGACUGCCUUUCCACGCAGCCUGGCGGACGCAUCCAUGGAGCAGGAGCAGCUGCUGCAGCAGGUAGCCCAUCUCACAGUGGAGCUGCAGCCACAGAACAUAAGCGAUUAUUGUGCCGAGCUGGAGCACAUUUGCUUCUGGACGAGCGCCGAUUAUACGAUAGCCGAGUCGAGUCGCAGCAGCGCCAGCUUUGAGCCCGUGCUGAUUGGCGCUCUCAGCUCGAGGGCUGCCAAAUACCUGUGCCCCCAUCGUGCCGUGGAGUACGCUCUGAAGGCGGGCAGCUCCCACUUUGUACUCAAGCAGAAUCGCCUGUAUAGCAAAAAGCCGCUCGAUCACGACGAGCUGAACGGACUGCAGGCGCGAGCUGGACAGCUGCUGGCCACCGUCAGCUGCACAGUGAAGCUGCCUGGCCAGGAGCAGCGUCAAUUCUGGCGCAGCUACAAUAUAACUCUGCUCGAUCGCAACGACAACGGGCCGCAUCUGCAGGAGCGCCAGCCACACUUUAACUUCUACGUGAAGCAGCCCUACUUUAAGGCGGCCGAGCCGGUGGGCGAGAAAAUCAUCUACUUGGACAAGGACACGUUGGCGGCCAAUGCGCAUCUCAACUAUGCCAUACUCAAUGAUAAACUGGAGCUUGUACAGCCGGAUUGCCACGCCUACGAGGCGGAUCACACCGGCAGGCCGCAUACCAUCAUCAGCUGUCAGCUCCGCUUUGCUCGCGAUGGAGUGCUGCGUCAGGAGCCAUACUGCAUCGACUUGCAAGCGCGUGACUUGACCAUUCAGGCGCGCAACGUGACGAGCACGGCGACGGCUCACAUCUGCCUGCACGUGGACACCAACCGGCUGCACGAGAGCGAUCAGCAGCUGCCGCAGGCGUUGCCGUUGCGUGUGCGCCAGCAGCGCAUCUUUGACAGCGCCGGCGAUGUGCUGCACACAGACUCGCUUGGACGGCGUCGCUUGAGCAUCGACUACGAGAAGGAUGUGUUUGUGCAUCGGGCGGCCGCCUCCUUCUAUCGCGUCGCACAGCCGGAUAACUUUGUGGAGCUGCAUCGCAUGCGCGGCUGGCGUUUCGCUCUAGUUGAGGAUCGCAGCGGAGCCUUUGGCCUCACUGAAGUGGCCGGCAUAGUCUAUGUAAGGGAUGCUCUGGCGCUGGAGCAUGCGCCGGAGACGGUUUACUUUUUGAAUGUCACCUGGCAGGACGCAGAGAAGCAGCCGCACGCGUUCGUCAUCAAUGUGCAUCUGGUGGAGGGCAGACCAGAAAAUGCCAACUGCGAGCUGAGACUGAAAUCCCGGUCACAGACCUGCGCCCAGGUCAAGUACCGGACGCAGUGCGCCAAAUUCUGCGGCCUGGCCACCAAUGGAGGAGCGUGUGUCUGGCGCGGCUCCAGCUCGGCUAUGUUUGGACGCAACUAUGGCUCGUGUGUGCCGGACGCACGCUUCUGUCCGGAUCAUGUGUGCGAUGCACUCGAGGAGCUCAAUCCGCACGCCUGUCCGCAGGAUUGCACGCCAGCCUCGCGCAUUAUGGGUCCGCACACCAGCAAUGACAAUGGGCGUGGCAUCCUGAGUGGCUCGGGCACCUGUCUCUGCGAGGACAAUGGCAAAUGCAGCUGUGCUCCGCUGCCCGACGAGGAGGAAGCGAAAGCGCGACGCCAACGCAAGCGCAAGAACGAAACGGAUGUGGAGCAGGUCAGCGUGGCGCCCGUACAGCAGGGAGCAGAGCAGCCGGAUCAGAAUGCUGUCCUGGCACUGGGCGUGCUCCAUUUGGCUGGCAUGGAAUGCAAUCGCUUCUGCCUGCUGGUUGUCAUCAGUUGCCCACUGAUCUUCGUGCUGCUGCUGCUCUGCCUGCUCUUCUCGCAGCGCAAACUGUGGCAGCGACGCCUGGGCAAACAGUCCGCCACGCCGGGCACCAAGCUCGCCCUGCCCUCCAGCCUGGAGGGCCUGGCUGGCGACGGGGAUCUGCCGCUGAUGCCACUACAAAGCGGCUUCAAGUUCGAGAGCGCCGAUGCCAAAUGGGAAUUCCCUCGAGAGCAGCUGCAGCUGGACACGGUGCUGGGCGAGGGCGAAUUCGGACAGGUGCUAAAAGGCUAUGCCACACAGAUAGCUGGUCUGCCAGGCGUCACCACCGUCGCCGUCAAGAUGCUCAAGAAGGGCGCCAAUUCCGUGGAGUACAUGGCCUUGCUCUCGGAAUUCCAGCUGCUGCAGGAGGUCUCACAUCCGAACGUCAUCAAGCUGCUGGGCGCCUGCACCCAAUCCUCCGAAGCGCCGCUGCUCAUUAUAGAAUAUGCCCGGUAUGGCUCCCUCAGAAGCUACCUGCGCCUCAGCAGGAAGAUCGAGUGCGCUGGCAUGGACUUCAGCGAUGGCGUUGAGCCUGUCAAUGUGAAGAUGAUGCUCACCUUUGCCUGGCAGAUAUGCAAGGGCAUGAAUUAUCUAACGGAACUAAAGCUGGUACAUCGCGAUUUGGCUGCACGCAACGUGCUGCUCGCCGAUGGCAAAAUCUGCAAGAUCUCAGAUUUCGGGCUGACACGCGAUGUCUACGAGGAUGAUGCCUAUUUAAAACGAUCCAGAGAUCGUGUGCCCGUCAAGUGGAUGGCGCCAGAGUCUCUGGCGGAUCAUGUGUACACGAGCAAGUCCGAUGUCUGGGCGUUUGGCGUGCUCUGCUGGGAGCUGAUCACGUUGGGCGCUUCGCCAUAUCCGGGCAUAGCGCCACAGAAUUUGUGGUCGCUGCUUAAAACUGGCUAUCGCAUGGAACGUCCAGAGAACUGCUCCGAGGCUGUUUACUCCGUGGUGCGCACCUGCUGGGCGGAUGAGCCCAAUGCACGUCCCUCCUUCAAAUAUUUGGCAGCCGAGUUUGAGAAGCUGCUGGGCAACAACGCCAAGUACAUUGAGCUGGAGACGAAUGCCGUAUCCAAUCCGAUGUACUGCAGCGACGAGGCGGCGCUAAUGCCCAGCCAGAGACUUGUCGAACAGCUCGGCGAGCCGGAAUCGCUGCAGCAUCUCUGGUCGCCGCCCAAGAUCAACAGCUAUGAUCUCGAGCUGACCAACAGUCGUGAGGAGUCGGUUAUAGAGUUUGCGUCCGCAGCAGCUGCAGCUCCGCCUGGCUACGAUCUGCCACGGCCCUUGAUCGAGGCCAGCACCACGGAGCAGGUGCUGCGCUACGAGAACGAUCUACGCUUUCCGCUCAACAUACGCAAAUCCAGCUGCGCGCCCAGCUAUAGCAACAUGACCUCAAAUCCAGCUGCCUGCCUGCCCGACUAUGCGGUGCCCGUGAAGCGCGGACGCUCCUACGUGGAUAUGACUAACAAUACGCUAAUACCCGAUAAUCUCGAUAAUCGCGAUUUUGAGAAGCAUCUCUCCAAGACCAUCUCAUUUCGCUUCUCCAGUCUACUAAAUCUCAAAGACCCCGAAACGCCGCAGCCGCAUGCCGAGGAUGCGGUGUAAAGGAAUUUCCUCAGUAUUUCGACAUUUUUGUUUUUGAUUUUACUUUUAAUUAUUUCUAGAUGCGCCUGGUUCUUUAGUUCAAAUUGUUUGUUAAUUAGUUUUAAACUUAUGUAUCAUAGCUUUAUAAAGUAGCCCAAAUUCAACUCGAAUACUCUGCCGCAUUUAGAGUGUGAGAAGAGACUCUUUAACUGAGGUUCGCAUCUCUUAGCUUAUUUAUAUAUAUAUAUAUCAUAUAUUCCUAUAUAUUAGUUCAUCAACAGCUUCAUCAACGUCUUCAAUAUCUUAUUUAUAUUCAUGCCUUGUUUGUUUCAGAGUCGAGCUUCACGUUCCAAUACUUUAAAACUUUAUAAUUCACCUUGCAGCACUGUUCUCACGCUCCAACUACCUUAGUAAUUCAUUUUACAACACUGUUCUCCAAUAUCUU
Messenger RNA from Drosophila hydei, 4636 nucleotides. RefSeq lists its product as uncharacterized. Gene Ontology annotation, molecular function: transmembrane receptor protein tyrosine kinase activity; ATP binding. The transcript is spliced from 7 exons. Gene Ontology annotation, biological process: cell surface receptor protein tyrosine kinase signaling pathway; multicellular organism development; protein phosphorylation. Lineage: Eukaryota; Metazoa; Arthropoda; Insecta; Diptera; Drosophilidae. Bases 448 to 4212 code for a protein of 1254 amino acids. Gene Ontology annotation, cellular component: axon; signaling receptor complex. The record is from RefSeq and is a predicted model, not a curated record.